Exserohilum turcica Et28A is the source of this 1113-nucleotide messenger RNA. RefSeq lists its product as uncharacterized. The record is from RefSeq and is a predicted model, not a curated record. Lineage: Eukaryota; Fungi; Ascomycota; Dothideomycetes; Pleosporales; Pleosporaceae. The coding region runs from base 1 to 1113 and encodes 370 amino acids. The transcript has 3 exons.
AUGGCAGGCUUCAAUCCGGAAAUUCCCGGCCUCCAUGACUUGGACGCUGAAUACAUUGCUUACACCAAUGCUCCUACACUUUUGAUGCAGAUUGGCACAUUAUUUGGUGCCACAGCCCUGGUCAUCAGUCUGAGAUGUUAUGUCCGAAUCGCUAUGAUACGUUCAUUUGGUAAAGAUGACUGGACUAUUCUGCUGGCUUUUGCAUUUGCUCUAGCAUCGUUCAUCAUAUAUGUUAUGCUGGCUAGGAUAGGAUUAGGGAAGCACCUUCCAGUCAUUCGCAUGAAUGAAGAGGGCUAUCGAGAGUUCUCAAAACUUCGUCAAGUGCUGUCUAUAACUGUGGGAGUUGGUAUUGGGCUCGUCAAGAUCUCAGUUGCGUUUUUCUUGUUGCGUCUUGUAACAAAAAAGGCCUACAAGUGGUUUCUGAGAGGCUUUAUUGUCUUCAUGUUGUUGUUUACUAUAUGGCAAUGCACUCCGGUUGCAGCCGCGUGGGAUUUGAGGCUUCGUCCACCUCCAGUUGGAUCAGGCACUGCUGUGUGUUUUAACGCGAAAACGUUCACAGCAAUAGGGCUCAUGAAUACAGCCGUCACUAUUGCGACAGAUUUCCUUCUGGCUUUACUUCCAGUUCCACUUGUAUGGAAGUUACAGCUCAACGGCCGUAGUAAGGUCACUCUGGUCUGCAUUCUAGCCCUCGGACUGUUUGCAGGCGUGGCUGCAAUCAUCAAAUCCGAAAAGCAAAAGACCAUCUUCUCUAAUCCCGAUCCAUACGUCAAAGAUACCUUCGUGAUGUGGAGGUUCAUCGAAUAUUUCAUCGGCAUCAUUGCAGCAUCAUUGCCAUCACUAAAGCCUUUGUUCAAGCAACUGCUCAGCAACGGCACUCGAGCAACAGAAGAAGCUUCGAGUCAACCCCUACCCAGUAGACAGCGAUACUCGACCCGGAUCAAAACGGUAGAGGAUGAUGAGAUACCAUUGGAGAUAUAUGGGAAGAUUGGCCAUUCGGUCGAAGUUUCUUCAGGCUGUUGUAAGGUUCAGGGAGAAGGCGAGGACAGGGGUGAUAGUGUCCGGACACUUGAGCCCAACACAAUCUUGGUUGAGGAGAAGUGGCGCGUCAGUUAA